Myotis daubentonii (Daubenton's bat) is the source of this 8741-nucleotide messenger RNA. RefSeq names its product potassium voltage-gated channel subfamily H member 1 (gene KCNH1). Gene Ontology annotation, cellular component: plasma membrane; voltage-gated potassium channel complex. Gene Ontology annotation, molecular function: delayed rectifier potassium channel activity. Lineage: Eukaryota; Metazoa; Chordata; Mammalia; Chiroptera; Vespertilionidae. Gene Ontology annotation, biological process: potassium ion transmembrane transport; regulation of membrane potential. The record is from RefSeq and is a predicted model, not a curated record.
GCCGCCGACCCGGGCGCCGGGCUCCCUCCGCCCACCCGGAGGCGGCUGCGGAGAGGCGAGCCCCGAGCGAGUGCGCGGCGAGGCGGGCCGCAGGGAGGCAGGCGCGAAGUGGGCGCGAGGGUGGCCGCGGGAGGGAGCCGCCGCCCCUGCCCGCCCGGAUCCCUGCGGGGCGCAUGGGGCGCUUCGAGCCGGGAGCGCACGCGGGCCCCGGGCCCCGCUUCCUGCUGCCGUGAGCAGCCGCGCCGGGAAGCCCCGAGACCCCGAGCCGCCGGGAGGAUGACCAUGGCCGGGGGCAGGAGGGGACUGGUGGCCCCGCAGAACACGUUUCUGGAGAACAUCGUCCGGCGGUCCAAUGAUACUAAUUUUGUGUUGGGGAACGCGCAGAUAGUGGAUUGGCCUAUCGUGUACAGCAAUGAUGGAUUUUGCAAGCUCUCUGGCUAUCACAGGGCAGAAGUUAUGCAAAAAAGCAGUACCUGCAGUUUUAUGUAUGGGGAGCUGACUGAUAAAGAUACAAUUGAAAAGGUGCGGCAAACAUUUGAGAACUAUGAGAUGAAUUCCUUUGAAAUUUUGAUGUACAAGAAGAACAGGACACCUGUGUGGUUCUUUGUGAAAAUUGCUCCAAUUCGAAACGAACAGGAUAAAGUGGUUUUAUUUCUUUGCACUUUCAGUGACAUAACAGCUUUCAAACAGCCAAUUGAAGAUGAUUCAUGUAAAGGCUGGGGGAAGUUUGCUCGGCUGACCAGAGCGCUGACAAGUAGCAGGGGUGUCCUGCAGCAGCUGGCUCCCAGCGUGCAGAAAGGCGAGAACGUGCACAAGCACUCCCGCCUGGCCGAGGUGCUGCAGCUGGGCUCAGACAUCCUUCCCCAAUACAAGCAAGAGGCACCAAAGACUCCCCCUCACAUCAUCUUACAUUACUGUGUUUUUAAGACGACAUGGGAUUGGAUCAUCUUGAUUUUAACCUUCUACACAGCCAUCUUGGUCCCUUACAAUGUCUCCUUUAAAACCAGGCAGAACAAUGUGGCCUGGCUGGUUGUGGAUAGCAUCGUGGAUGUCAUCUUUCUGGUGGACAUUGUGUUGAAUUUUCACACCACCUUUGUUGGACCAGCUGGGGAGGUGAUUUCCGACCCCAAACUCAUCCGCAUGAACUAUCUGAAGACGUGGUUUGUGAUUGAUCUUCUGUCCUGUUUGCCAUAUGACGUCAUCAACGCUUUUGAGAACGUGGACGAGGUUAGUGCCUUUAUGGGUGAUCCAGGGAAGAUUGCUUUUGCUGAUCAGAUUCCACCACCCCUGGAGGGGAGAGAGAGUCAGGGCAUCAGCAGCCUGUUCAGCUCUCUGAAAGUCGUCCGGCUGCUCCGUCUGGGGCGAGUGGCCCGGAAACUGGACCACUACAUUGAGUACGGAGCUGCUGUGCUGGUCCUACUGGUGUGUGUGUUCGGGCUGGCUGCUCAUUGGAUGGCCUGCAUUUGGUACAGCAUCGGGGACUAUGAGAUCUUCGAUGAGGACACCAAGACCAUCCGCAACAACAGCUGGCUCUACCAACUGGCCAUGGACAUUGGCACCCCUUACCAGUUUAACGGGUCUGGCUCAGGGAAAUGGGAAGGUGGUCCCAGCAAGAAUUCUGUCUACAUCUCCUCGUUGUAUUUCACCAUGACCAGCCUCACCAGCGUGGGCUUUGGAAACAUCGCCCCGUCCACAGACAUCGAGAAGAUCUUUGCAGUGGCCAUCAUGAUGAUUGGCUCACUUCUGUAUGCCACCAUCUUCGGGAAUGUGACGACCAUUUUCCAACAGAUGUACGCCAACACCAACAGGUACCAUGAGAUGCUCAACAGCGUUCGGGACUUCCUGAAGCUCUACCAGGUGCCAAAGGGAUUGAGUGAGCGAGUCAUGGAUUAUAUCGUGUCCACCUGGUCCAUGUCCAGAGGCAUUGACACGGAGAAGGUCCUGCAGAUCUGUCCCAAGGACAUGAGAGCUGACAUCUGCGUGCACCUGAACCGCAAGGUGUUCAAGGAGCACCCUGCUUUCCGGCUGGCCAGCGACGGCUGCCUGCGGGCACUGGCCAUGGAGUUCCAGACGGUACACUGCGCCCCGGGGGACCUCAUCUACCACGCAGGAGAGAGCAUCGACAGCCUCUGCUUCGUGGUCUCCGGCUCCCUGGAGGUGAUCCAGGACGACGAGGUGGUGGCCAUCCUAGGGAAAGGAGAUGUGUUUGGAGAUGUGUUCUGGAAGGAAGCCACCCUUGCCCAGUCCUGUGCCAACGUUAGGGCCCUGACCUACUGUGACCUGCACGUGAUCAAACGGGACGCCCUGCAGAAAGUGCUGGAGUUCUACACGGCCUUCUCCCACUCCUUCUCCCGGAACCUCAUUCUCACCUACAACUUGAGGAAGAGGAUCGUGUUCCGGAAGAUCAGCGACGUGAAGCGGGAAGAGGAAGAGCGCAUGAAAAGGAAGAACGAGGCCCCCCUGAUCCUGCCCCCGGACCAUCCUGUCCGGAGACUCUUCCAGCGGUUCCGGCAGCAGAAAGAGGCCAGGCUGGCGGCCGAGAGGGGGGGCCGGGACCUGGAUGACCUGGACGUGGAGAAGGGCAGCGUCCUGGUGGAGCACGCCUCGGCCAACCACAGCCUGGUGAAGGCCAGCGUGGUCACGGUGCGCGAGAGCCCCGCCACGCCCGUGUCCCUCCAGACCUGCCCCCCGGGGGCGGGGGCGCCGGACCUCGCCAAGCUGCACGCGCCCGGGUCCGAGUGCCUGGGCGCCAAGGCCGGCGACUGUGCCAAGCGCAAGGGCUGGGCCCGCUUCCGAGAUGCCUGCGGGAAGGGCGAGGACUGGAACAAGGUAUCCAAGGCCGAGUCCAUGGAGACGCUCCCCGAGAGGACCAAGGCGGCCGGGGAGGCCACUCUGAAGAAGACGGACUCGUGCGACAGCGGCAUCACCAAGAGCGACCUGCGCCUGGACAACGUGGGCGAGGCCAGGAGCCCCCAGGACCGGAGCCCCAUCUUGGCCGAGGUCAAGCACUCCUUCUACCCCAUCCCCGAGCAGACGCUGCAGGCCAGCAUCCUGGAGGCCAAGCUGGAGCUGAAGGAGGACAUCAAGGCCCUGCACACCAAGAUGACCCACAUCGAGACACAGCUGGCCGAGAUCCUCAGGAUAUUAGCGUCCAGAAGGUCCUCCCAGUCCCCCCAGGAGCUGUUCGAAAUAUCCGGGCCCCACUCCCCAGAAUCUGGGAGAGACAUUUUCGGCGCCAGCUGAGCGGUCUGUUCGUGAACAGUCAGAGACAAAAACCGACCCCCUCGCCCUAGGCAACACCCCCACCACACACACCUACAUGAGCAGCAACUCUCAGAGCAGGCUCUUCCCGACAGAAAACCAAAGUGGGACCAGUUGCUUAGGCACACGCUCUCCUUCCGUCAAAGGCGCGGGAGGAGAGUGUGCAUCGGAACUGUCUUUGCACAAUUUCAGAAGAGGGGGCAUGCGGUCUAAAGGGUGUUUCCCUUCAUUUUUAAUUUUUUACUGCCGUGAUAUUAGUAAAAGAUGAAAACUACCAGAAAAGAGCGGCUGCCAUUUGGACAUUGGUGGGGGAGCAACGGGUUUGGCUCCUUCUCCCAGUCCCCAAAGACUGUGGUGGGCAGAGGAUUUCCCAGCAUUCCCUGUCCUUGUACAGCCUGUGUCUGGCAUCACCAUCUAUUUUCCUACAGUCGUCGUUUGUAACGAGCUCGGGGCCAGGGGAGUUGGAGGGACAGGAAGGGGGGCGCCUUUCAACUUCCUGUCUCUAAUGGUUUAGGCCAGAAAGCAGCUGAGGUGCUGUGGGUGCAUCCCACAGACAGAGCCGGGACUCCCCGGCUCCUUUCUCCAAAGAGGUGGACCAAGCGUCAGAGCUGGAGAGGGCCCCCUGGGAUCCAGGGAUUCUCCGCAGCUGGCUCCUAGGAUGUUCCGAGGGGAGGGCUCUGGGGGCCCCAGAUGAAUUUUGGCCUUGCUUCACGCCACUGGCCUCAUCACCAGGCCCCUUUGCUUCCUGUCCUUCUCCGCCUCUCCCCGCGUGCUCCUGUGGCGUUCCUCAGGGUAUGGGCAGGAAGGGUGAUGAGCCCAGAGUUGCUUCAUUAGCCAAGCAGACACACAUAACCUCAGAAAAAUGAUUGUAGCAAGUGCUAUGUUUCUAUUAUCAUUCUCAUUGGGAUUGCCCUUCAGAAUUCUGGAUUUUUUCCGCUGCAUGGGGUCGUUCUAGGACACGUAGGAGCCAGGCUUGGCCUUAUUUUAAAGCUACUCUCUUUACCUCCUACUAGAGUCAGUAGGACUUCAAAAAGAUUGCAGGGCCAUGAUGGUCCUCGCUUCCGGAGCUGGGAAAAGAGAACGGGGCAGUGGGUCUUCCAGAAGUCUCUGUGAGGUGGUGGGGAGAGGUGGCCGUGGAGCCAUGGUCCGUAGGGAAGGUCUGAGCUCAGAAUGAUGAUCGUGGGGCCGCCUGUGGGCCAUCCAAGUCCCUGUGCCACACUCCUCGGGGACUCUCCACUGCUUCCUACGACCUGGGGCAGGUCAUUCCUGUGCUUGGGCUGCUGUCAUCGGUGUCUGGAAAGGCAAGAGAAGAGUUCCCUCCCAAGCAAAGUGGGGCUCGCCCAGGUGUCGGCCCUGCAGAGAGGAACCAGGAUCCUUAAAAACUGACAAGCAAGGUUGGAAGUUCAGUUCUAAGAACUCAGCUCUGGGAGAGUUAGACCGGCAUGCAGGUGGUCUGGCCUGUGAGUGACAGCAUGGCGUGCCAGGGCCCUGGCCUCUGAGCCUGCUACGCUGUGGCAGCUCUCUUAGCACCUGUGCCCACAGUGCCUUGCUGCAGAGAACCUGGACCCCAGCGCUGGUUUCCCUGGGACUGAGGGGACCCGACAGGUCAGGACCUGCCCCAGCAGAGAUAGUCAGUGGCCGUGGCGCGACCCAGGACUUGGCCCUCAGUCAUCUGGGCAGAGUGGAGCUGUCCUCUCCUGGCUCCCAGGGUUGGCACAGACGGCCCUGGGCAGCCAAGUCUGGAGGUCAAGGCCAGGGACCUUCCCCAGGGGGCCCGCGUUCUCACGCGAGGCUUACAGGGGUGGCCCCAGGCUUCCCGAGGCUGAGAAAUGAUUAGAUUGAACCUCAGAUGGAAGCCUAGAGAGAAGAGGAAGUGAGAUUUCCUGAGGCCGAGUCAUGAUGGUUUGUGAUCCUGGGUAAAACCACGGGCUCUCAGCUUCUUUAAGUUGAGAAGCUGCCAAUGAGUCCUUGAGCCAGAGGCUAUAAAAUAUCCAGAAUCCCAUCUAUCAGCUUUUCCAGAAACGUUCCAGCUUGCCUUUCCUUAAACAUGCUCCUCACCUGCUGGAAUCCCAAAGGUUCGGGGCUGCUGCAUUUAAAGGAGGCACGGGCCUGACCACUAGCAGCCAGCUUCAGACGCACCUGCCCACUCUCCAGGCUCCCGCCCAGCCCUUCCGCCUCCUGUCAUCUCCGCCUGAGGGGCACAGGUGUCCAUUCAGAAAUCACUCCCCAUCUGGGUCUGAGGGGCUAAGAUGCUGAUGCCUGAGGCUCUGAAGCCCAGACUUUUUUCGGGGGAAAUGAAGCUUCAUGAAUGCGUUCCUAGGAUUGACCCUUAGGACUCAAACUGGGCUUGACUGGAAGCCCAGGCCUGUUCAUCUUGAGGUCACAGGGCCCACGGCACGUGACAGCGAGAGCACACGUGUCUGUAUAUGCUUUUGUUCUCCAUUUAAGGGUUUUAGGGACUUUUGCUGUAAUUGUUUUCUCGGGGGGGGGGGGGGGUUUAAAUGAGCCAAACCUUCUCUUCUUUCAUGUUUAUGACAUGCACUGGGUCGGAGGCCGCUUUGUGCUAACCACCUGCGCUUGCCUGAACGCUGCUCUGGGCUCCCAGUAAGGACCGAGAGCUUCACAUCCCAAGCAAUGGCUGAACCUUCCCCUGUAAACCAGGCCAUGACCCUCCGAAGGCCUGAGAAAGGGAGCGUUUUAAGAGGGUUAGUGGGUAAGGUUUUAGCACUAGAGGAGAGGAGCCUGCUGCUAAAGCAGCGGUUCUCAACCUGUGGGUCGCGACCCCUUUGGCGGUCGAACGACCCUUUCACAGGGGUCGCCUAAGACCAUCCUGCAAUCAGAUAUUUACAUUAUGAUUCAUAACAGUAGCAAAAUUACAGUUAUGAAGUAGCAACGAAAAUAAUUUUAUGGUUGGGGAUCACAACAUGAGGAACUGUAUUUAAAGGGCCAGAAGGUUGAGAACCACUGUGCUAAAGGAAGGGGUUAGAAGAGGGCAAAGGUAGAUACAGAGCAGGUGGCGCAAUAGGGUUAGGGGAAGCCACAGUUGGUGCUGCCAGGUAAGAGGCCUCAGAGGCUUUUAAAUCUCCUUUUAGUCAUUUAGUAGCUUCAGUUAACUUAGAAAUGGCAUUUGUAAAGAGGCCUGAAUCUGUUUAGAAGCCUCUGAGUACCAAUUAACGUCGCUUUCCCAUUCAGAUCCUGUAGUUCUACUGCCGCGAUCUUCUCUAAUCUAGUCCUGAGAAAAGUCUGGGGAGAUUGAGAGUUCUGCAUAAUGACCACUGACGUGGUAAAUAGUCUCCAGUAAGGUUGCUCCAUAUAGUGAAAAACUGCACAUGAAGCAAAACUAACUUUUAACAUAAAGCCAGCUGGGGUGCCUGAAGGAGGGCCACCCUCAGGGCAUUCAGAUGCCUGGGCCCCCAUUUCUCAGAGGUAUUCUUGGGAGCAAAAGAAACAUUCCUGACUAGUCUGAAGGGGGCGCUUUCAGGUUGGGAGUUGUUUUGUUUCACUACUAGGACAACUAGGACAGCGUGCCUUUCACGGAUACGUUUUGUGUUUUGUUUUUUUUCUCCUAGAGAAUGACUUUUGCUCUAGUUGUUCCACUCAGGCCCAGGUGUCCCUCGUUUCACAGAAAUUUUCCUGGCUGUUGGCAGGCAACCUGAUGUCAGUCUGGCCUUUCUGUGACCCAUUUAUCCUCUCACAGUCUUUUGCUUCAGAGACCAAAACUCUCACAAGGAGGUGGUGAGAACUCUGCUAAGAUUUAUUUGCUGGACCCAUGACCAUUGAUAUUUUUCAUUUUUGCUCUCAAAAAUUCCAAAGUAAUUAUACCAAAAUCCUAGUGCACUUCUAACAAGGAAACAAACGAGUAGAAUGGCCGCUGAAAUCGAAGGAAUGAAGCAGUUAAAUAGGUUCUGAAUAAAGAGGGAGAGGGAGGUCAGAAUCCCAGAGGAGACUCCCCAAACCGGAAAUGAGGGAGACUCCCAGAGGCUAUGGGCACAGAGGGGCUCAUCAGGGUACCCCCCUCUAUUCUGAAGGAACUGCCAGGGUCGCUGUCCUUUGCAGGUCGUUUCUUUUGGGUCCCACUUCUGACACCAAGGAAUGUGACCUAAAUAAACAGGCAAGCUCAAAACUGUCAAAAAAAAGGAUGAAUUUGGGAAUAACAGAGGAAUUGCUAUUCGGGACAAGCAAACUGUAGCAAACUACAGGCGAGUCCUAAAUGGCAGUUCCUCGGCCAUUCCUGAGAACUCAUCUUCUUUGGCAAUUCUGAGCUUGCCUCUUUAUUCAGGUCGACAAAGCCAACUGUCAGAUUUUUGUCCAAGUCUGUGUGGGGACUACCUGAAAGCCUUAAGAAUGCCGGGUGUAGGAAGAACCUUGCCUCCCCUUGUGCACCUUCUGGGAAAUCCUGGGUGGAGAUGCGAAUUGAAGUGCAUUUGACAAAGUCCAAUAACGAUGUUUAGCCUUAAGACCCUUGAAUGGAACUCCAACUCUACUGGAGCUGCCAACACUCCUUCCCCUUUCUUCCCCCUCACAUAGCGUUGCUUAAAGAGGAGGCCACUGUGGGCCCACUGGGCCCCGGGCAGCCUCUCUUCUGUGUAAAUCAUUGUACUGUCUUCUCGCUCGCUUCGGUAAAAAUUACCUUCACCAGCUCUUGUGCCCUCCAACUGGAGGAGAUUUCAGUGUCCUCUCAGCACCGAUGGCAGCCGUCAGAGAAAUCACCAUUUUCUUGAGAACCAAGGUGUUCAUGUGGAGAAGUUUUCAUUUCCACACCCCGAAGUUCAAUGUGAAUUUACCUGAAGCUUAGUUUCACAUGAAACCUCUUCACGCGAGCUUCUCAGACUCAUUCUGGAACCUCCAGAACUGGACUUGAAUAACCUGCAGGUGCCGGACCGGGGGAGGCCCUCCUGGCCCACCAUCAAACCCUUCCUAGAGCCAUUGUCUCUUUCUCUGUGACUUCUGGAUCCAUUAGUUGUACCAUGAGGAGCUCACGGGUCUUGUAUCAGGAUAUGAACUACCUUUGUGUUGAGAAAGAUUCAAACGCCCCGGAUGAAUGUAUUCUCUUAAUAUUCAGACGCUGUAUUUCUGCAUCAGUUGGGACUGUCCCCAUCCGACAUCCUGCCAACACUGCAAGGACACCUACUCAUGGGCAGUUUGUCAUCCUGGGGCUUCUCCUUAUAUUAACACUCUUUCCAUUGAGUCCUGCCAAAUCCUGCAUUGGGUUUUCUUUUUCCUUGGCAUCUGUCACUCUGUCCAAAUGAGCAUGAAGAAACACAAGUGCAAAUGAGCCGAUACUAUUUUUGUGGCAGGUGGAGGAUGCUGCCAGGAACUCCCUUGUAUGUCUGCAACUUGGGAAUGUUAAGAGGAACAUUUGGGUCCCUCCAUUGAUGAUAUUCCCUUCUCAACAUUUUUAAACAAGCACAAAUGAUAUUUGUAAAAAAAAAAAUGUUUAAUUUUAUUUAUUAUGGUAAUAAACUAUUUUAUACAUGACA